AUGGUUUCUUCUCAAUUAACUGCUUUAAUUGAAAACAAACCAUUCAAAUCCUCCAAGAACUAUUUACAAUUCCCAAAAAACCCUCCCAAUGAAACAUCAGAUACUCUUGAAUUGGACUUUUCUGAUACAUUUGGUCCUCUCCCACUGCCAGCUGGCAAUUCUGAAAUUCCAAGUGAUGACCCUGUGGUCAUUUACAGCCGUUCACAUUCUUUAGUGGGUCCCACGCCAUGUGUAAACCACUUGCUCAAUCUAAGGAAGUUAACCAUAUGUGAAACGGAUGAAUCAUUGGAGGAUUUCAGUGAUGUGAUAGAUAAAGAGAUUGAAGAAGAAGAAGAUUCUGAAAAUGGUUGUAAGGCGAAGAGCAUAGGGCUUGAAGAUUUUGAAGUCAUGAAAGUUGUGGGGCAAGGGGCUUUUGGUAAAGUGUAUCAAGUGAGAAAGAGAGAUAGUUUGGAAAUAUAUGCAAUGAAAGUUGUGAGAAAAGAUAAGAUUGUGGAGAAAAAUCAUGCUGAGUAUAUGAAAGCAGAGAGGGAUAUCUUGACAAAGAUUGAUCAUCCCUUUAUUGUCCAGCUUCGAUACUCUUUCCAGACAAAAUAUAGACUUUACCUCGUUUUGGACUUUGUGAAUGGUGGACAUCUUUUUUUCCAGCUAUAUCACCAUGGACUGUUUCGAGAGGAUUUGGCACGUAUUUAUGCUGCAGAGAUUGUUUCAGCUGUUUCUCACCUUCAUGCAAAUGGGAUAAUGCAUAGGGAUCUUAAGCCUGAAAAUAUACUACUUGAUGUGGAUGGACAUGCUUUGCUUACGGAUUUUGGGCUAGCAAAAGAGUUUGAUGAAAAUGCAAGAUCAAAUUCUUUAUGUGGAACAGUAGAAUACAUGUCACCUGAAAUUAUUCUUGGUAAAGGCCAUGACAAGGCUGCUGAUUGGUGGAGUGUUGGAAUCUUGUUGUUUGAGAUGCUCACAGGACAGCCACCGUUUCAUGGAGGAAACAGGGACAAAAUACAGAAAAAGAUAGUGAAAGAUAAGAUGAAGCUCCCUGCAUUUUUGUCAAGUGAAGCACACGCCCUUUUAAAAGGGUUGCUACAAAAGGAUCCAAGCAAGAGGCUAGGCAAUGGGGUAACAGGAAGUGAUGAAAUAAAGAAUCACAAAUGGUUCAAACCAAUAAACUGGAAGAAACUGGAUGCACGUGAAAUCCAGCCAAGUUUUCGUCCGGAAGUUUCUGGAAAUCAAUGCAUUGCUAAUUUUGAUAAACGUUGGACGGAUAUGCCCCUACUGGAUUCACCUGCAUCAAGCCCAAAUGGCUCAUUUGACCUCUUUCAGGGGUUUACUUAUGUCAAGCCUGCAGCCUCUUUUCUUCACAGACAAAGCCCAGCAUGCUAAUGGUACUACUUAUUUGUUCUAAAAAACUUGUAUUUCUGAUUUCAAUUUUAGUGUGUUUUAUUACAAUUUUAUUUGUGAUAUGCUUAGUCUCUAUGGUUAUUCAUGGAUAAUUUAAAUUUUAAAUUGGAAGAAACUCUUAAAAUAGAUU
Lactuca virosa is the source of this 1522-nucleotide messenger RNA. NCBI's taxonomy places the organism in Eukaryota, Viridiplantae, Streptophyta, Magnoliopsida, Asterales, Asteraceae. The record is from the annotation of a GenBank genome assembly.